AGCAGAUUCAAGCAUUCGUUAGGGUUUAGUGGAAUCGGUGCAGCCCCCCACUCAUGGAUCGACGUCUUUGUAAAGUUUUCCUAGAGAAUCCACUUUCAAAUUUCGUGGUUCGGUCGAAAUCUAAGGAUGUUUCGAGUAGAAGGGCUCUGCAUUUUGGAAGAUGGUGGAGGUAGCUGGAUUUUUUUGGGUGCACAGUAAUUGGGUUCAGAAUUGAUGCGCAGGUUUCGGCUGCGGCCUUGUGAGCUUGGUGUCAAUCAUGAGACAAAUGGGAGUAGUGUUGUUGCGUCCGGUUUUAAGGAGGCUAGCAUCGCAGCGCAUCUUCGGUUGCAGCAGGGUGUUACAGGCGGCUUUGUUCCAUGGCGAUACUUAUUUUCCCUCUGCCGAGCGUUUCCAAGCACGUUGGCUGAGUACAUUGGGUGUUGAGCUCGAUCGUGGACGGAUCCCUGAAGCUUCCAGGCAGACGCCAACAGUCAUUCAGCGAGCUUCGAUAAAUCAGCAACUGGAGCACAAAUUUGAGACGAUUCUGUGCAACCCCCGUGGUAUAGCAACAUGUUCAGAAGAGGACUUGAUUUUUGUCUCGGAUAGUCUUCACGACCGCAUUAUCGUUUUGGAUGGAAGCGGAAGAGUGCUUGAUUACAUUGGGUCGAUUGCGGGCUUUGAGGAUGGGUCUUUUGAGUCUGCAAGGCUUCGAAGACCAUCGUCUAUUGUAUUCGAUAAGGAAAAGAAGCUCCUUUAUAUUGCUGAUUGCGAGAACCAUGCUAUACGAAGAGCACAUAUUUCGUCUAGAAUGGUGGAUACUUUAUAUCCCAAACCAGAUGAAUGCCCAGGCUUUUUGCAAAGGUGGCUACAUAGGUUGGGGAUUUUACAAGGGUCUUCUCAGAAAAGAAGCAAUGUUUCUAACGAUUAUGAGAUGACUUAUCCUUGGCAUCUCUCCGUAGUGUCUAGCGGGCAUGUCAUCGCUUCAACUCAGUGGUUUAAACAAUCGUGGAUGAUUGAUGUUGACACAGGGGCAUUGACCGUCGAGCCUGAUCAAGAACCGGCAACAACUUUCAAGAAGCUGAUGAAAUCAAAAAUUGCUGAGUUGGAGGACAACAAUUUAGACUGGGAAUCUGUGUAUGAAGCCCUUGUCAGUAAGGGAUUGGCUUGUGAGGGGUUGUCUAAUGUGGUGUCACAGGUGGCAGCGCUGGCGCGUGAAAUUGUAGUCAUAGAUCCAGAGACGCACCAAGUCUCGAGGCUAGACUUGAGCUCUGGAUAUCUCUCCCCUAUGCAGCUUUCAAAUGUUGCGAUUCUUGGUUUACCUGCGUGGUGGUGUUCUUAUGAUAAUCCGCAAGUUGCAAGCAGCUUGGAGCGUUUGCAUGAGGGUAGAACUGAAGAGGACAUUGUCACAUUUGCAAUUCAGCCUGGUCGGCAUUUGAUUUGUGUGAAUGUGGCUUUGCCAAGAGGCACACUUCUAGCUGAGCCAUUCACUGAAGAAUGUCUCUGGCGCCAAAGUAGGGGCAGUGUGGUGGAUCUUUCAACUUUUGAAGGCGAGCUAAAGAGUCGGAAGGUUACUGCAGCUCAGCGAUAUUUUGAUGACCUUAAUUUCUUGGAUGGCACAAAAGAAUAUGAUUUAGAGGAUCCUGCCGAAGUUCUGCACAUUUUGCAACAAUCGCCAAGUAGGCUUUCCCUUUGUUCUACUGUAGAUGUCAGCCUCGGAACUGGGGAGGUGGUUUUUGAUGCCGUUUUGUACCUAAAGCCUGAUUGGUCGGUUGACUCUGAGAUUAAACCGGAUUUUCCUAAUGAUUGUGGCGAGUUCUCUGGUCAUGCUCGUAAGGUAACUAUGCGUUUUAGUCAAAACUUGGAAGUUUUUUCUGAUGGAGCAGUAAUGAUGAAGCAUCUUAAUUUUCGGGUGAGGUGCGUAGUCUCUGCAGAUGCUUCUGCAACUAGUACGAUGCAACUGGAUGUGCAGCUUUAAUACAGAAAUCUUCUGAUAGUCUCGCUUCUGGUUGUGACAUUCGAAAUGCUUCUAGUUUUUUUAGGCUCAGAAUUCUCAUUUACAAGUUGUUUCAUGUAGAGUUCCUAAUCUUUUUAUCAGUCAUAACAAGAUACAGGUGCCUAUUAUUUUAUAUACAUAUAAAAUAAUCAAACAGUUUGAUUUUUCAGACCGAUUUGUUUUCAGCUAAUCAAAAGUUCGAGGAGUUGUUAAAACCUGUGAAAGUGCGUGAAGCAGGAAUAAGACCAAUUGUUUUAUCCAAACAUUUUAAUUUUUUAA
This is a messenger RNA of Physcomitrium patens, 2251 nucleotides long. RefSeq lists its product as uncharacterized. Lineage: Eukaryota; Viridiplantae; Streptophyta; Bryopsida; Funariales; Funariaceae. The record is from RefSeq and is a predicted model, not a curated record.